Molecule: messenger RNA, 1962 nt
Organism: Cyclopterus lumpus (lumpfish)
Lineage: Eukaryota; Metazoa; Chordata; Actinopteri; Perciformes; Cyclopteridae
Product: G1/S-specific cyclin-E2-like
Exons: 12
Coding region: 371-1486 (371 amino acids)
Biological process (GO): regulation of cyclin-dependent protein serine/threonine kinase activity; G1/S transition of mitotic cell cycle
Cellular component (GO): nucleus; cyclin E2-CDK2 complex; centrosome
Molecular function (GO): cyclin-dependent protein serine/threonine kinase regulator activity
Source: RefSeq, a predicted model, not a curated record
AGAGCCGACCGGAAAAUACAACUGAAAGAACCAAAAGAAAAAGGACGAAGUGAACGGAAGAUAUUAUUCUUUUUUAUAACGUUGCUAUACCAUUUAAGACUUAAUAAUACUACAACUAAACAUCUAAUUCGGUAAGGAGCAGCCUAUAAAUGUAACGUUAACCGCUUUAAACCUCCGGCUGACACUUGUACACAUGCGCAAUGUGUCGCACGCGCUCAUUUAUUGGCGGCAGCGCCAACUGGCCAUAAGUUUAAUUGGAGCUCUGAGCCGAGGGGAACGCUGGUCCCAGUAGCUCCUGGAGAGACAGCUCGUCUCUACACUUCUCCAUCUCCCCCUCACUACUUUGUGCAGACAAGAAGCGGCCACAAACAUGUCCAGACGAAGCGUUCGGCUCCAAAGAAGAUCUGAAAAUGUUCCAGGGCAGAGGGGCAAAGUGACCACGCAAAGCAACAGAAGGAGGGUCCAGCCCCUGUCAAAGCUGCAGUGUGAGAAGAACCAGCUGGUUCCUAAAGGCGUCGCCAAGCCGUCCGUUCUCACUGAGGCUUCUGAGAAGAGAGUUAUGGGUGGCAGUGAUGCAGCCGCCCCAUCCACAGAGUCUCUACUGCGCCCAUCGCCUUUGCCUCAUCUUGGAUGGGGAUCUCCUGCAGACGUGUGGGAGAAGAUGGUCGGCAGGGAGCAGAAUUACAGACACAGCAAGAGCUUCAUGCAGAAACAUCCCACAAUACAACCCCGAAUGAGAUCAAUACUCCUCGACUGGUUAAUUGAGGUGAGCGAGGCCUACACUCUCCACCGGCAGACGUUCUACCUGGCUCAGGACUACUUUGACCGCUUCAUGCUGACGCAGGACAACAUUGAGAAGGGCCUGCUGCAGCUCAUUGGGAUAACAUGUCUCUUUAUAGCAUCAAAGAUGGAGGAGGCCUGUCCUCCGAAGCUCUCCCAGAUGGCUUAUGUGACUGCAGGGACCUACUAUGAAGAGGAGAUCCUUCACAUGGAGUUAAUCAUUUUGAAGGCGCUGAGCUGGAACGUUUGUCCCGAAACGAGCGUCUCGUGGCUGAAGCUUUACUUCCAGGUGGCGUCGAUGAACGCCGGCUCCGACCUGCUGCAGCCGCAGUUUCCACAGGACGCUUACGUAGAAAUGACGCGGCUGUUAGACCUGUGUAUCCUCCACAUAAACGCUCUGGACUUUGAGUAUAGAGUGUUGGCUGCCUCCGUCCUGAGCCAUUUCAUUCAAAGGGAAAUGGCUGAGAAGGUUUCAGGUCUGCCGAGAGACGCCGUCCAGCUGUGCAUCGACUGGAUGGCCCCCUUUGUGGAGUCGGUGAACGGGUUCGGCAGAACGACGCUCAAGGAGUUUGUCGGAGUAAAGGAAGAAGACAGACACGAUGUCCAGACGCACACGGACUACAUGGCCAUGCUGGCUGUCAGUCAAGAGGAAAACAGCCAGUUCCUCACUCCUCCCAACAGCACAGAGAAAACCUGCACACACUGAACCGCCAGAGGAAGUGAAGGUCCCACGGAGACCGGGUCUGAACUGGGACUAACUGACUGCUUUAACUGGAAUACGGAGUCUGGAUGGUAUUUAUUUCAAGCCUGCUGAUAUGAAUUGUAUCACCAUUAACCAGGAUGAUAUUUAAGAUGUUGGCCAAAGCUUUUUUUUUUUUAAGCAACUGGGUGCUUUUAAUUCAGAAAAACAAAUGAGGUAGAAUUUAAUUCUAAGAAAUGUUAUAUAACUGAAAGUGAUGUGCAAUCAUUUCCUCUUAUAUUAAAUAUGUUUCUAACCAACCGAUUUAAAACCUUUCAAAAUGCUGCCAGGCCUCAGUUUCCCCGGUGGUCUACUGUGAACCCUGAUCUUUACCAGCUCCCUGGCUGUGGCUAGUCAGUAAUGCAUUUAUUUUUGUUAAUGAUUACAAGUGUACAUAUGAGUAACUAUUUAUUUUCUACCACAAAAUAAAAAUAUACACCCUC